Podarcis muralis (Common wall lizard) is the source of this 1567-nucleotide messenger RNA. The record is from RefSeq and is a predicted model, not a curated record. NCBI's taxonomy places the organism in Eukaryota, Metazoa, Chordata, Lepidosauria, Squamata, Lacertidae.
AAUUACUUGCCUUGCCCCGGGUGCUGACAACCCACGCUACGCCACUGAGAACAUGAAAACUUGAACAAUAUUUUAUGAUAUUUUGGUUGGCCUAAGGAAGGAAGGUAUUCUCCCAGUAUGAAUUUUUGAUUUUAUUUUUUAUGGGCCAAAACCUUUUGACUGCAGGAAUACCUCCAUCCCCUGCAGAGGCUACAACCAGUUUUGCAUUGUCUGCCAGGACGACUAACACAACCCGACGGCAGCUCCAUAACGCCUGCGCAACUUGUACGUUUCAUUUGUAAACAAGGUCGUCUGUUUUAAAGGCACCAAGUAGCCCUGGGUCAAAUGAAUUUCUGGCUUAACCGCAAUAAAACGAAGAGGCAAUGUAAGUCUUUAGUGAGCUUUGCUCCAAAGAAAACCGUCGGGGAGACAACGGCAGGCAAUAAAGGGCCAGUCUAAACUCCACACUAAACAAAGUUGACUUCUUCCGUCUUAAUAACAGCAAGCUGGAUGUCCAAAGACAGCAAACUGCUUUUCUUGCCGAUUCAAGGGACUCUAAAGGGGAAAGUGUUGGGAGGUUUUGAAAGAGAGAUGGGGCUCUAAGAGAUGAGGCUGAAAAUCCACCCCUUUGCAGCUGACUUGACCAGUCUGUGAAUCCUUGGAGGAGGAGAAGGGUAGUGGAGGAGGAGGAAAAGAGAGAUUCCCCUUUCCCAUCCGGCUCGCGGUUCCGUUUCCGUCGCCGCCACUUCCCUGCUCCUCCAACAGCAGCAAAGAACUUGUGUGAAGUUGCCCGAGGGAACCGGGCAGGAGGAGGCCGCCAGGCUACCUAAGCAGACCUCUUUCCACGGUGGCGAAGCCGAGCGUAAUGAAAGGAGAUCAGCCAGCAGCCCUUGGGGACCACCGUCCUACCGCUCGCCAGGAUCCACCUCGACACACAUCGGACACCACUUUGCACGGCAAGAUGCAGAGGUGUACCUGUCUCCUCUUUGCCUCCUUGAUCUUCUGCGCUGCCGUCUCAGAGACUUUCGGGCUGGUGUUAUCCGCUAAAGAGAAAAGGGGAUGGACUGUGAAUAGUGCUGGUUAUCUGCUUGGUCCAAGUCGUGUUGCUCAGAUCCUCAAGAAAAUGUCCCGCGCAAAGGGGACAGAAGAGCCACCUGGGGAACGUGCAAUUGACAAAGUUUUUAAUACCCAGCCUGGUCUAGCUGGUAAACGUGACAUACAGCUUGAAGGAAAUACAAAAGCAGGUAUUUUGGGAAGACCACUGACCGAUGACAAUGUUUUGCGUAUGGUAAUUGAAUUUUUGACAUACUUACACCUUAAAGAAGCUGGGGUUCUUGAUGACAUACCUGCAACACUUUCUUCAGAAGAAACAAAUCAGUCUUGAAAGAGAACGUAUUUAUACUCUGUGUUAUAAAUUCCCAACAUCUAAUCAGAACUUUGAACAAAAUAUGGCAUUGUAUUCAUCUUGUACGUUCUUCCUCAUUGUCAACUUCUUUUUGUCUUUUAUUUCUUUGGUGAUGUUACACUGUAAAAAAAAAAAAUCACUGAUAAAAAAUUACUUUCGAUAAAUGACAUAAUAAAAAAAUAG